Messenger RNA from Triticum dicoccoides, 1033 nucleotides. Its product is annotated as abscisic acid and environmental stress-inducible protein-like. The transcript is spliced from 2 exons. The record is from RefSeq and is a predicted model, not a curated record. NCBI's taxonomy places the organism in Eukaryota, Viridiplantae, Streptophyta, Magnoliopsida, Poales, Poaceae. Bases 72 to 698 code for a protein of 208 amino acids.
AGGCCAGCAACGACUUUAUUGUCUGCGUAGCACGUAUAAGAAGAGGAAUUAAGCCCCAAGAGUUGGAGGCGAUGUCGUGGUGGAAGUCCAAGUCGCACUUCAGCGCCGACAGCCAGGACUCGAGCUCCGACGGCGCGUACCGCGGAGGUAAGGAACGCUCGCCGUCACGUCGCAAGAAGUCCGACGAAGACGAGGAGGAGUACCGCCCCUACGCAGGCUACGGCGCCAACACCAACCGCGGCGGGGCCAACGAAGGCGGGGGCGGCGGCUACAACAACGGCUACGGCGGCGGUGGCUCGUACAGCAACGGCAACGGCGGUAUCACGCCCUACAACGGCGGCGGUGGCUACAACAGCAACUCUUCCUACGGCAACGGCGGCGGUGGCUACAACAACAACUCUUCCUACGGCAACGGCGGCGGUGGCUACAACAACAACUCUUCCUACGGCAACGGCAACGGCGGCGACGGGUACAACAACGCUCCCAGCUGGGCAUCCCAGGACACCGGCGGCCGGACGCCGAUGUACAUAAACACCAGAGAGGUCCACGUCUAUGGGGCGCCGCAGAACGACGACGACUACAACGGCGACCAGAAGAGGCGUGGCGGCGGCGGCGGGGGCAGCGGGUUCUUCGGUCCGGCCUUCCAUGCCGUCGGCCAUUUCGUCGAUCGCAGGUUCGGCCUCGACGAUAGGAACUGAUCGAUCACGCCCAUAUAUAUGGCUGAUUGCGCUGGCCAUGGAAAUAUGCAUGGAUGCUCGCGACGAUCGACUACUACACUACUACUACUACUACUACUACGUGCUGUGAUGUGUCUUGGAUAGUUUCCAAGUGUACCAGUGAUGUGCUUCAGUUCUGCGCAGUGAUGUCUGUGUGGUUUGUGUUGCAUCGUGUACAACAUGAUUUUAUCAUGCAGAUGUUGUAUAUGUAUAUAUGUACGCAACUUAAUUACUUCUUGUUCUCUCUCAGAAAAAAACUUGGUUACUUCUUGCAUGCACAUACUCCAUGGCAACUUAUGAUUUUCCUGUAAUGAUGU